This is a messenger RNA of Lacerta agilis (Sand lizard), 304 nucleotides long. Its product is annotated as mitochondrial import inner membrane translocase subunit Tim13-like. The record is from RefSeq and is a predicted model, not a curated record. Lineage: Eukaryota; Metazoa; Chordata; Lepidosauria; Squamata; Lacertidae.
AUGGCGUCAGGUAACGGGGACUUUGCGUCCGGGGGUCACCUGGAUCCCGGAGCUCUGAUGGAGCAGGUCAAAGUGCAGAUCUCUGUGGCCAACGCGCAGGAGCUGCUACAGAGGAUGACAGACAAAUGUUUCCGGAAGUGCGUUGGGAAACCCGGGAGCUCCCUCGAUAACUCUGAGCAGAAAUGUGUCGCGAUGGGUAUGGACUGGUAUAUGGAUGCCUGGAACACCGUCUUGAGGGCCUACAACUCCCGGCUGCAGAGGGAGAGAGCCAACAUGUGAUCGGUGGCAGCAGGAUUACUGAGGG